This is a messenger RNA of Ficedula albicollis (Collared flycatcher), 2121 nucleotides long. RefSeq lists its product as uncharacterized. The transcript has 4 exons. The record is from RefSeq and is a predicted model, not a curated record. Lineage: Eukaryota; Metazoa; Chordata; Aves; Passeriformes; Muscicapidae. The coding region runs from base 1453 to 2121 and encodes 222 amino acids.
CUCUCCGCGGCUCUCCGCCGUGCCGAGCUGCUCCGGAACAACGCCGCUCCGCCGGGCUGCCGCCGGCUCCUCUAAUACGACGUCUCUACCGUGCUUUAAACAUUCAAGUCCAAAAGCAAACUCCGAGCCGGUCACUAGAAUAGGGAAGUAUCAGCUAUCUGGAAGCACGCUUAUUGGAAAAGAGGAAAGAUUUCUCUGCUUGCAGAAAGUAUGAUUGGGGGAUUAAAAACGUGAGUGUUUUGGGUUUUGAUGAUGUUGUUUUCCUCUUAUUUUCUCCUAUGGUCUGCAAGCAAAGAAGCUCUUCUUUUCCCCCACAGGGUAGAUGCUGAAAGUCUCUAACCAAACAUCUCAGUAACGUGGAUGGUGUAAUUAUCGUGUUGUUAAGCAUUUCCUUAUUGACUUGCACCACACUUAGCGUCUGAUCUCCGAAAUGCAUGUCAAAGCAGUUUCUCAGUUUCUGACGUUUAGAGAGCCUGUCCUGCAGGAUUUUCUGUACCGCCAGAGUAUCGCCGGGUAGGAUGCCCUCCUUGGCCAGAAGCCAGUGGCUGAACGAAGUCAAGUGAAUAAAACAAGUGAAAAGUAGUCUUUGCAAAACAAGGGCGAAAUGCGUGUACAGGGAGCAUCUAGAAAAGAUAAAAAUCCGAGUUUUAUAGCUCAAAAUCAUUACACUCCCGUCAGCAGAACACCAUCAUUAUUCAUGAGCAAAAGGAGCAAAACCCUGCUCGUAUAGCUAUUAUUGUUACGACAAGGACCAAUAACAUCUUUGUUACAAAGAUAGUGUUUGUUAUGAAGAAAUUGGGUGAGCAGCCAUCCAGAUAAACAUCCCCUGUGCCUAACAAGCCUACUGUCUUCGUGAAGUUUUGUGUGCUGCUAACUGCUCUUCCUUUUCAACCCUUGUGGGGUUUUUUUCUUGUAAUUACGCAUAUUGUUUCCCACUUACCCUAAUUUCAGCACUAAGGCUCUGAAAUUGCACAGAGAAGUAAAAGAGAGGUUGUUUUUUUCCUGCUUGUGCACACAGACAAAUUCGAUACAUAUUAUUGCGGUUCUUGCUGUGCAAUAAUAAUAAUCUUCGUUUGAUUCUGUAGAGCUCACUCAAAUAUUAGAGCCUCUAUUUCCCCUCUAUUUUUAAUUCAUCUUAGUUGCUUUUACGGUGUUUUGUUUUUAUUUUGAAGAGCAGUGAUUGCAUAUUUUUUACAGUGCAACACUGACGAUGUUCUUGAAGUUAGGUGCCUCUUAUUUGUACCUGCAUUCACUUCGCUGUUACAACAUCCCGCGGGACAAGAGGACGGGCACACUCCACCGGGGUGCUCGGGGGCAGCGGGGCGCGAGCAGCAGCGGCGGUCGCUGCGGCACAGCCCGGAUCGGGCUGCAGCCCGAACCGGUGAGGGCAGCGCCGGUGCGGCACAGCGCCCGGCAGCACAGCGCUGCUCGCACAGACCGCCCCGCUGGAGCAUGAAGCCGCAUAAAGAGGCUAAACGCAAAGCGAGGAGCCCUCAGACACAGUCGGGGGGUGGUGGGCAGCGGGAGGAAUUGCACCCCGCGCUCACCACGGGAGCCUUCGGGAUGCUGGAUUUCUUUGCCGCGUACUCGCCCUCUGCCGAUGACCCGGGCGCAGGCGGUCGGGCUUGGCCAGGGCGACGGGCCCCGCGCAUCUCCUCUCCAUCGCCCUCCGCAAGCCUCCGCUACCACCUUUCCGCGCACGCACAACCUCCGCCUCCGGGAGCGGGGGGAAUCCCUCCCAGGCCUUACAGACCACUGCCCGCCGACUCAGCCCGGCGGGAUUCCUGCGGGACUGUCCGCCGCCGGGCACGGCGGGCACCUGGCUGUCGCGGGGCAGCAGCUCAGCCCUCCUUUUCAUCCACGGAGCAUCUCGAGGCUUUCCCGCAUUUAUUCUCGCAAGCAGGCGGAAUCAGACCCCUCUGCCGAAGCCGGCGGGCGAGCGGCAGCAGUUUCGCGGCGGGGGCCAGCGGCAGACCUCCCCAGGGCAGCGCUGGGCCGUCCCCCUGGGACAUCCCUCAAGCAUUGGUUCGCCGGACCGAAUCAGAGGUGUUUCACCAGCAUGGCAUUGCCUCCAAGAUGGACAGUGCCACACCUGAUCUCUAUUUUGCUUUAGACAGAUAA